Cuculus canorus (common cuckoo) is the source of this 4988-nucleotide messenger RNA. It is a transcript of the gene ZNF652, whose product is annotated as zinc finger protein 652. Gene Ontology annotation, biological process: regulation of transcription by RNA polymerase II. Bases 411 to 2234 code for a protein of 607 amino acids. The record is from RefSeq and is a predicted model, not a curated record. Lineage: Eukaryota; Metazoa; Chordata; Aves; Cuculiformes; Cuculidae. Gene Ontology annotation, molecular function: RNA polymerase II cis-regulatory region sequence-specific DNA binding; DNA-binding transcription activator activity, RNA polymerase II-specific. The transcript has 6 exons. Gene Ontology annotation, cellular component: nucleus.
GCGGGAGCGCGCGCCCGGGCUGCGGCGGCCACGUAGCGCUGCGGCGGCGCGGGGAGCGGAGCGGGGCGGCGCCUGCGCCCGGGGCAGCGGCGGCACCGCCGGAGGGGAGCGCCCGGCCCGCCCCGCCGCCACCCCCCCAUGGCAGCGGCGGGGGCGGCCCCGGAGGCGGCCGCGAUAAAAUGUUCAACAGUUCAUUGGCCAUUCUUCUGAAGAAUAAUCACUGCUGCUCUGCUUUUGCCAUAAUACCAGAAUCCUGUGACCUUCCCAUCAGUGUUAAACACCAGCAGGAAUCGUGUUCUGUUCGUUCUGUGUAGAUGGAACAGGCGCUGGUCUUGAGGGUCAAUCCUGAUGUAACGCUGCUUACUUGGUGUUCUGGGAUUAAAGGUGCUCGAUGAAUCAGGGCCCCCCAAAUGAGUCAAACGGCCAAUUCUUGCCAGCAGUUGGUUGAAAACUGUGCCGCGCAUGUAGCAGGGAUGGCGCAAGAGGACAGUCGCCGUGGUCAAGUGCCACCCACGUUUUAUCAUGGUGCCAGCCAGGAACUCGAUCUGUCCACCAAAGUGUACAAGAGGGAGUCAGGAAGCCCUUACUCUGUGUUGGUGGACAGCAAAAUGAGUAAACCACAUCUCCAUGACAGAGAGGAGCAGCCAUAUUUCAGGGAGAACAGAUCGGUAGGAGAGGUCCGGGCUGUGAAAGAAGAUAGAGAAAACUCUGACGACUCUGAGGAGGAGGAAGAUGAAGUGGCUUACAAAAGGGAGCAGAUUAUAGUAGAGGUAAACCUUAACAACCAAACAUUAAAUGUAUCAAAAGGGGAGAAGGGUGUCCCCUCCCAGUCCAAAGAGACUGCUGUUCUUAAGACCAGCAGUGAGGAAGAGGAGGGUGACAGUGGGGAAGAGGCCACUGAAGACAGUAGUGAUUAUGAGGAAAAUGAGAGGCAGAAGAAAAAGGAGAAAAGAGUGGAAAAAGGUAGUGUUGCACAAAGGAGAACGAGGAGAGCUGCAUCUGCUGCAGCAGCCACCACUUCCCCGUCACCCAGAACUACACGGGGUCGUAGAAAGAGUGUGGAGCCCCCCAAGCGUAAGAAGAAAGCUGCAAAGGAGCCCAAGGCACCUGUGCAGAAAUCAAAGUGUGACGAGAAAGAGACUUUAACCUGUGAGAAGUGCCCCAGGGUGUUUAACACACGCUGGUACCUGGAGAAGCACAUGAACGUCACUCACAGGCGCAUGCAGAUCUGCGACAAAUGUGGGAAGAAAUUUGUUCUAGAAAGUGAGCUGUCCCUUCACCAGCAAACAGACUGUGAAAAAAACAUCCAGUGCUUUUCCUGUAAUAAAUCAUUCAAGAAGCUCUGGUCCCUCCAUGAACACAUCAAGAUUGUCCAUGGAUACGCAGAAAAGAAAUUCUCCUGUGAGAUCUGUGAAAAGAAGUUCUACACCAUGGCCCAUGUGCGGAAACACAUGGUUGCACACACGAAGGACAUGCCGUUUACCUGUGAAACCUGUGGAAAAUCGUUCAAACGCAGCAUGUCUCUCAAAGUCCAUUCCCUGCAGCACUCUGGAGAGAAGCCUUUCCGAUGUGAGAACUGUGACGAGAGGUUUCAGUACAAGUACCAGCUGCGCUCGCACAUGAGCAUCCACAUCGGGCACAAGCAGUUCAUGUGCCAGUGGUGCGGCAAGGACUUCAACAUGAAACAGUACUUUGAUGAGCACAUGAAAACACACACUGGAGAGAAGCCCUUUAUCUGUGAAAUCUGCGGGAAGAGCUUCACCAGCCGCCCAAACAUGAAGAGGCAUCGCAGAACUCACACAGGGGAGAAGCCCUACCCGUGUGACGUGUGUGGCCAGCGAUUUCGCUUCUCCAACAUGCUCAAGGCACACAAGGAGAAGUGCUUCCGCGUUACCAGCCCUGUCAACGUGUCAACUGCUGUCCAGAUCCCACUGUCCACCACUUCUCCUGCCACCACGGUCCCUGCUGUAGUGAACGCACCCACUGCCCCGACUCCACCCAUCAACCUGAACCCCGUCAGCGCACUUCCUCCGCGCCCCAUUCCCCACCCGUACUCACACCUUCACCUACAUCCUCAUCCUCACCAUCCGCAUCACCUCCUGGUCCCUCCAGUUCCGCAUUUACCCCCUCCUCCGGCUCUGUUUAAGAGUGAGCCUUUAAAUCACAGAGGCCAGAGCGAGGACAACUUCCUGCGGCACCUGGCAGAAAAGAACAGUUCGGCACAGCACCACUAACGUCUUUGCUUCCUGCCAGCUGCUUUGCCAUGUUCUGCACAUGGAAACAUGCCCUCCUGGAAGCACAAAGGAGUCAUUGGUGAGGAUCCUUGUCUCAGCCCCAGCAGAUGGUCCUGAUUUUUCCCUAGAAUUGGUUAACAAACAAGGAAAUCACGUUCAGGAUUGGCAGUGCUCCUUCAAACCUGGGAAUCGGCGGGACUCAGACCCAAUUCGCUUGUGUUUUACUGAUGACUUUUAUAAAUUUCCGAUACUGAGACUUGUGGAGUUUUAUAAUUUCAUAUCAGCUGAUGAGAUAUGCUUGCUUUUAUAUCCCAGCCUUCUCCUCAAAGAGGAGACAGGCCUGGUUUCCUUUGUACUAAUCGGAAAGGCUGUGAGAUUAAUACAGAGCAUUAAUUGUACCACUGUGUAUCAUAAUGGAUUCUGUUUGGCUUUUGGAGCCGGCUCGGAGGGAGCCGGCCACAUACCACGGUGUAUCUGAGCAUUAUAAAGACAGACAGAAGAUGUCUCGUUUGUGUAGCUCUCCUAACACACUCUUUAUUUUACUACAGAAAUUAUUUUAGAGGUUUUUGUAUAGACCUAUUUAGUCUGUUUCUAAACUGAAAUGUAUUUCAAUACGCGGUGUAAUUUUUUCAGUGUAGCUGGACCUAUGUUGUAUAAUAGAAAAAUUUUUAUAAUCAUCCAAAUGUGAUUCUUAAAAGAUGCGUAAGCUUCUAGAGUUAAAGUUAUUCUUACAACCACACUAUUUAAAGGUGCUUCAGAGAAGAGAGGAACCCGAGAGGUCUCUGGAACGGCUGCCUCAGGAGGGAUGUUGAUUUUGGAACUUAUUUAUUUUAGUAGGGAUUUUGUGUUUUUCUGUUUUUUAACUUUACGUUUCCCUUAAGCUUUUUGGACAAGGACAUUGGGAUAGUGUGUUCCUGCUCUGUGGGUUUUCCUUAUUUGAAUUGGAGUGAGGAGCGCGAUGGGUCGGCAAGGGGAGCCCCUUAUGUGCAGGGAGCUGCCAGUUUGGGACUAGAAAGUGAGCAGGGCAGCGGGAGGGCCGGCUCCGGAGGCAGCACCUCCUCUCCCUAUGGGGGAGCCCCUUUCAGUGAAUCCAUGGCAUGAUUUGAGGCUGGGAGCCAACCAAGUGCUGCUCUUCAGGUUGCUUUGGGGGAUUCCUAGAGUCGCUAGGAGAGGGGAAUUAAAUGGGAUCAUAAAUGUGGUAUUUCUGACCGGUCGAUUGUAAGGAUGAGGAGAGAGGUUUGAGCGAGACAAUGCUGAUAGCGCUGUGUGCGCCGUGGAAGGCUCCGUCCCAUAGAUGUAAUGUGUGUGAAGUUAUGGGAUGGUGCCUGGGGGUCGUAGUCAUACUCUGGGCAAAUCAAAGUUUUACAGUUGCAGGGUAGGGGACACUGAAUCGUAGGCACGUGCGUGUCAUCGUCCUGGGAGGCAGCGAGGGGAACGACAAGUGAGCGCAGGGCUGGAGGGCUGGAAUGCCACACGUGUCUGUUUAACCAGUGAGGGGCUGUUAUCUUUUCAGGUUUCUAUUUCUCUUCAACUAAAACUAAACACAGCAGCAUUAUGCAAUCUAGGAAACCGUUGCCACCGUCAGUGAAGACAGAGGCCCGAGGCAGCGCACUGUAAGUCCUCUUUUCUUUAAAAUUCCUACUUUUCCAUGCUGCUUUUUAAAUUCAGUCUCACCAGACCACAUCCAGAGAUCCUCACGGGCAGGUGUUGGGCUGACCGUUCCGCUUGGCAAUGAACUGAGGGUUGGCGGGAAUGGAAUCAUUUUUUCUCCAAGACAGCAGAAGUGGUGGGAAUUCUUCCUCCUUCCCAGUUAAUGCUGUUAAUGGUGUUUUGAACCACCGUCUCUUCUGUCUGUGGAGAAUUGCCUCCUCGGUUGAUGUUUUUUCACCAUUUUCUACCACCUCACCAUUAAUGUUGUUUUCCAUAACAACCAUAGGAAACUUUAGGAAGCAGAAAGGGUAAUUUUGGCCCAACAAACCUACUCAGUUUUGACUGAGCUGAACCUCCUUUUGGCAUUUCUGAAAAAUAAAGCAAUGUUUUUUAAAUGUUUUCUCUAUAUUUAUACACCCUCUUACCUUCCAGAAGAGAAAGCCAGUUCUGCAGGUGAAUUACGCUCACAGUUCUGACUGUUGUACUGACUAUGGCUGGUCCGCCUCGAGGUUCUAUGCAUUCCACAUCACAUUUGCAACCUACAUAUCUGUUGUGCCACUCUUUUAUGGUCAGGCCUGUUAUUAAAUGAUUUUUAAAUGCUAUGAAAUUCUUGGUAAAUCAAUUGUAUUCCAAUUUUGCAAAGUGAUUUUCUUCUCAAUAAAUUUACAGUAUUAGGCUGCUAUUCCGAAUCCUAAAAUCUGGGACAGUUUUUUCUAUUAUUUUAAUUCCUAGCAAUGACAGAGCUGGUAUUUUGAGACUUUCAAACUUCCUUUCUGUGGAAGAUUAAGCUAUCUAACCGGCUUAACAGCCUGUCACAGUGUGACACGGUGUCAACAGAUCCUCCUCCGUAUCUGGGACAAACCCAUCGGAAGCUGGCGUACGGGGCUGGAGGUGUUACAGCGUGGUCUCAAAGUAUGGAUUUCAGCAAGAAAAGGAGAAUGGGCGUUAGAAGAGGCAGGAAAUUCAGGGUUGAGAUUUGCUGUGGCUUGUCAAUUCUGCUGUUCACACCUUCUCCGGAGCUUGCGCCACUCUGAGGAAUGGGUUCCAGUGCGUUCACUGCUUCCUGCUUUUCCUGACGCACUCAGCAUGAUGGUUUUUGUCAGC